GCCAUGUACUCGCUGAACCCAAACACGGGCUUCGUGGUGACGGUGAACCCUGAGGACCCGCGCGCCCCCGACCGCCCCCCUCUGUGCUGGAUCACGACGAGCUCAUCAUUGGCGGUGGAUGACGCGGCCGGCAAUCAGGGCAAGUUCCUGCUCAUGAGCACGCGCAACAGCAUCGUCACCGUGAACGCCCACGUGGAGGCGUUCUGCAUGGAGCUUGCAGACGGCCUGCUGGAGUUUGUGCUCAGUAAAGAACAGCUGGAUGGCGGCCACCACGAGAGCUUCGACUACAAGCAGCUGCUGCACAACGCAUUGCAGCUGUACAUGGAGCAGAAGAAGAAAGACAGCUCAAGGUCGCGCCAGGACAGCAGGAAGAAGAAGGACAAGGGCAGCAAGAAAGGCGGCCACAGGAGCGACGGUGACAGUUCCGCUGACGACGUGUCACUCAAUGCCAUGUUUGUGCUUACGGAAGUCAGCAACAUGCUCGUUUCACGAUCCUUCCGCGACCCCGUGUCCAUGUUCCUGGAGCAUCAGCAGCGGACCGUGGACAAUGGCCUCAAGCCCACGCUGGAGAAUAUGCUGGACGAGCUGGCAAAGCUGACGUUCUACCGGCCACGCUACACGGAGGGCGACGACGAUGCCGACACCAGCCUGAAGGGCAUUGCUGCAUUUGCCAUCAAGCGCGUGCAGUUUGGGGUGAUCUACUACGACGUCAAGGACGUGAUGAGCAAGGCGUCUCCGUACUACGAGUGGACGGUCAAGUGCACCAGCUUUGACGCCUUCAACCGCCUCUCCCGCCUCUUCUACGGCGUGCGCUGCAUCGUUGCCCACGGGCGCGGCCAGCGCACGCUACAGGACACACUGCCGUCGGCGCACGAAGCGUUCAAGACGCAGGACUUCACGCUGGUGUCCACCGGCACAUACUCGCUGCCGUCAGGCGAGGGCGAUGUGGAAAAGACAGUGAGCAUGCUGAACGAGGUGCGACAGAAGGCAGAGGACCACGUGCGUCAUGGCAAGGUGCUUGGUCUCAACUACCACGACUUUGUCAACUUUCUCAACUUUGCACGCGCGUUUGUUGAGCUACUGUCCACGGUGGCAGACUACGCCCUGGACCAAGAUCGCGCCAAGCAGGACAUGCAGCAGGACGAGGACAAGAACCCCACGGCAUUCCAGCUCAGCUUGUCAUGAUUGUUGUUGUGUGUGUGUGUGAUAUUGUGUGUGUGUGUGUGUGUGUGUGUGUGUGUGUGUGUGUGUGUGUGUGUGUGUGUGUGUGGUAGGUACAAUCCUCUUGACCCUUGUUGCAUGUGGGUUGGCUUGAACGUUCCGUGCGUGCGGGUUUACCCGAACCCCCUGUGUUGUGCUGACAUACCCACAGUCACAGCGUCGUCGUGAUGACUGAUAGUGACUGUAAGUCUUGUCUCUUUGUGUUCACUUGUACAUGGCAGUGUUUCACGCACUCAAACGCGGAUUCAUUUGCUUACUUCACACACCUGAGCACUUCUGCUUGAAUAAUUCUGCUCGUGGAUGUACUACGUCGUGGUGUCACGAUGGUAACGGUGGAAACGAAAGCAACGAAGCAACACUCGCC
Molecule: messenger RNA, 1585 nt
Organism: Salpingoeca rosetta
Lineage: Eukaryota; Choanoflagellata; Craspedida; Salpingoecidae
Exons: 2
Coding region: 4-1185 (393 amino acids)
Source: RefSeq, a predicted model, not a curated record